CCGGGGGAGGGGGGGCGUCUUGCGGACUGACUGCUUUAGGAACACGUACACACACACACACACAUAGCCUGACUGAGUCCCACAGCGACGCACUCUCUCCGGUCAAAACUACUGUUCAGCGUUCCGGUAACGGUGACGCUACCACGCAAGGCCUAGCGAGCCGACUUUUUUUUUUUUUUUUUUUUAAUAAAAGGGAAAGUCCUACGAAAGACGAGCGCCAUAACAAUCAGUGCGCGUGAAGAAGGAAUAGCUUAGCAACAGAGUCCCACUUCCUGACAGGUGCUAAAGGAUCCAAGCCCUUAACACCAUGGAUAUGGACACUCAACCGCAAGGACAGCAAGCCGCCGUGCCAGUGUUCCAGCCCCAGAAACCUUUGCAGCCAGAUAUGGGCCACAAUUCACUGGCUAACUUCCAAAUCGAGAAGAAAAUAGGCCGGGGACAAUUCAGUGAGGUUUACCGGGCGAGGUAUCUGCUAGACAACACAUCUGUGGCCCUGAAGAAAGUCCAGAUAUUUGACUUGAUGGAUGCGAAAGCUCGGCAAGAUUGCAUCAAAGAGAUAGAUCUCCUUAAGCAACUGAACCAUCCAAAUGUGAUAAAGUAUCAUGCGUCUUUUAUUGAGGACAAUGAGCUAAACAUAGUACUGGAGCUAGCUGAUGCUGGAGACCUCUCACGUAUGAUCAAGCACUUUAAGAAGCAAAGGAGGCUUAUCCCCGAAAGAACCGUGUGGAAGUACUUUGUCCAGCUUUGCAGUGCGCUGGAGCACAUGCACUCCCGGAGAGUCAUGCACAGAGAUAUCAAGCCAGCCAACGUAUUCAUCACAGCUACAGGAGUAGUGAAGUUAGGAGAUCUUGGACUCGGACGCUUCUUCAGCUCCAAAACCACCGCCGCUCACUCUCUUGUGGGUACUCCAUACUACAUGUCACCGGAGAGGAUACAUGAAAAUGGAUACAACUUCAAGUCAGACAUCUGGUCACUAGGAUGCCUUCUCUAUGAGAUGGCUGCCCUACAGAGUCCGUUCUAUGGGGAUAAGAUGAACCUCUAUUCUCUUUGUAAGAAGAUCGAACAGUGCGACUACCCUCCUCUUCCCUCGGAUCACUACUCAGAGGAGCUGAGGAACUUGGUAGAUAUGUGCAUCAACCCCGACCCGGAGAAGAGGCCGGACAUCACCUACGUGUACGACAUCGCCAAACACAUGCAGAACCUGACGCAGGGCAGCUAAGCCCGGAAAAUACACAAACUAUAGCUUGUACAAACACAACUCAAUUCCCAUGCUGGACGUGUACUACAUCUAUCUGCUUCUAUGCAAUUACUUAGUCCAGAGCUCGUUGUUGUGAUAAGCGGGACAGCAUUUGUAAUAUGUUGGGUUUUUUUUUUUUAUCUAAAACGUGAGUGGCAGCCUAAAUCCUUUUUGGCUCAAGGGGGGGGGGAAACAUUGCCCACUAAACUCUCUCAAUUAGAAAUCACUCUUUAUAUUAGCGGUCUAAUACUUUUUCUCCUUUUUCAUUUAGAGCCCCGACACUGUUUACAUGUACGCAGGUUAUACUUACUUAACAAUUGCUGCAGAAAAAAAAAAUGAAAGUAAAUAAUUUUGUAAAAGGUUUAUUUUGCGAUAACGGCACAACUGAUAGAAGUGAGACGACGGAAGUGUUAUGUUGCACUUUUUUUUUUUACCCUGGUACUAAGGCUUGGCAGGGUAAUCAUGUCAAAUGAAUGUAAGUCGUUCAGAGAGGAUGGAGUCGUAACGUGCAGGAAAUAGGAGCAAUGCACGGGCAAAUGUUGUCAUUGGAUGUUAGCAUGCAUUGUCGUUGAAAAGUCAGCUUGAAGGAGUAGUAGAAAAAAGUUCAGUUUGGACAUGGUAUUUCUUAGCAAAUGGGGGGUAAAAAAAAACCAAAACAAAAACAUAUGAGCCACCAGGAAGUUGGUGUUUAUUGCUAAAAUAGUGUUAACAUUGCUGUGUAAGUUUGCCGUGUGUUCCUUGUGAGGGGAUCAAAUAUCUUACAGACAGUUGAUUCUUUCCGUUUGUAGAUUAUAUUAAGUGUUAUACAGAAACAUGGCAGCCACUCUGUACUGAAAAAAUAUGUUUUACCAGAAUAUCAAAACAGUUACACUAUGUGGUUAGGGUAUAUGAUGAAUACAAAUACCGAGGUCCUACAAAAUUCUCAUGAGAACAGGUUCUAUCUUCCUGAUUUCUGUUCACAUUUAACAUACCAAAGUUUUAUUCACUGUACGUUUUAGCGGCAAUUAAAUAUAUAAAAUAGGUUUACAACAGUGUGUCACAGCACUGACUAUCAUCUGCUUGCUUUGUGGUGCUGCCACACGGAAAGGCGUAGGUUAUAUAAGGUCAUGGUGACGCUUUAUUUGCUUUUACAUGGAUUGUCUUUUAACCUACCGUAUUUUCUGGACUAUAAGUCGCUCCGGAGUAUAAGUCGCACAAGGCCAAAAAUGCAUAAUUAGGUAGAAAAAAAACAUACAUAAGUCGCUCUGGAGUAUAAGUCGCACAAGGCCAAAAAUGCAUAAUUAGGUCAAAAAAAACAUACAUAAGUCGCACAAGGCCAAAAAUGCAUAAUUAGGUCAAAAAAAACAUACAUAAGUCGCACAAGGUCAAAAAUGCAUAAUUAAGUAGAAAAAAAACAUACAUAAGUCUCUCUGGAGUAUAAGUCGCACAAGGCCAAAAAUGCAUAAUUAGGUAAAAAAAAAAAACAUACAUAAGUCGCUCUGGAGUAUAAGUCGCACAAGGCCAAAAAUGCAUCAUUAGGUAGAAAAACCAUACAUAAGUCACUCUGAAGUAUAAGUCGCACAAGGCCAAAAAUGCAUAAUUAGGUAGAAAAAAAGCAUACAUAAGUCUCUCUGGAGUAUAAGUCGCACAAGGCCAAAAAUGCAUAAUUAGGUUGAAUAUAAGUCGCACAAGGCCAAAAGUGCAUAAUUAGGUCGAAAAAAACAUACAUAAGUCACUCUGGAGUAUAAGUCGCACAAGGCCAAAAAUGCAUAAAUAGGUUGAAAAAAACAUACAUAAGUCGCACAAGGCCAAAAAUGCAUAAUUAGGUCGAAUAAACCCCAUACAUAAGUCUCUCUGGAGUAUAAGUCGCACAAGGCCAAAAAUGCAUAAUUCGGUCCAAAAAAAACAUACAUAAAAAAACAUACAUAAGUCGCUCUGGAGUAUAAGUCGCACAAGGCCAAAAAUGCAUAAAUAGGUUGAAAAAAACAUACAUAAGUCGCACAAGGCCAAAAAUGCAUAAUUAGGUCGAAAAAACCCCAUACAUAAGUCUCUCUGGAGUAUAAGUCGCACAAGGCCAAAAAUGCAUAAUUAUGUAGAAAAAAAACAUACAUAAGUCUCUCUGGAGUACAAGUCGCACAAGGCCAAAAAUGCAUAAUUCGGUCGAAAAAAACAUACAUAAGUUGCUCUGGAGUAUAAGUCGCACAAGGCCAAAAAUGCAUAAAUAGGUAGAAAAAAACAUACAUAAGUUGCAUUUUUAGCAGGUAAUUUAUUUUACAAAGUACUUGACCAAAACAGACAUUACAUCAUGUUGGAAUGCAAGUUCUAAAAAAAUAAUAAAAAUGACCAGAAAAGGUGUCCAGUGUUUAUGUAACAUAAACAGUUUUUUCAUUUAUAAGUCGCUCUGGAGUAUAAGUCACAGGAACAGCCAACCUAUGAAAAAAAAGUGCGACUUAUAGUCCGGAAAAUACGGUAAUUGAAUGAGUUGCAAACAUGCUACAUUUUAUCUUGUUUCAUUACCAUCAAAUACAUCCGACAGCAGAUAUCAUAUCUUUAUUUUUUAUUUUUGUCCUUGUUUCUGUUUACUCCCAAACCCCCUCCAUCAUAAUAUACAUUCAGUAUCAUUUGGUAUUUAUUGACUUCAUUCACAAUACUCAGUAUUUUUAUAAUUUUUUUCCAAGCAUGUUAUUUUCAAUGCCACAGCGGAACCUUUGGUUAAGUUAUUUUUUUCUACAUAAGAAAUAACGGAAAUCCAAUUAAUAUGUUCCAGACAUUAAAAAAAAAUAUUAACAAAAAAUGCAUUUUAUAGAGAUUUUUUUUUUUUACAUGAAAAAAAUUGUGAAAUAAUUCUAAAUAUAUAUAUAUUAAUGGCAUUGAAAACCAAAGUAUGACCGUAUUUUUAUUUGUGUUUUUUAACAGAUUGAGAUUUUUUAAAAAAAAUGCCUCAUAAGUGAGAUUUGUUUUUUACAUGAAAAAAAAUUGUGAAAUAAUUCUAAAUAUAUAUAUUAAUGGCAUUGAAAACCAAAGUAUGACCGUAUUUUUAUUUGUGUUUUUUAACAGAUUGAGAUAAAUAAAAAAAAUGCCUCAUAAGUGAGACUAUUGGCUUUAAACAUGUUUACAACACCAAAACGUCAUUGUGACCCAUCACCCCCAGAAGGGAUGUAUGUAUCCCAUAUUGUUCUUUGAAUUAUGCAAAAUAAAUUGUCAUUUCAAUGUUUUGUCUCUAAAGGAAAAUGCAUAUACUGUAUGUAACUUUUUUUUUUCCAUUGUCCUUGUCCUGAAGCUCAUUGAUUUUGAACAUGAAAUAUGCUGUUGACUUUUGCAUUGCUUUGCCUGAACUCUGUUGUGUGCAUUGAGUAUUGUUUUGUGUUUGCUGCACAGACAAUUAAAUCCAGGUCGUUUGUAAGUCCUCACAAGGGGCUUGUUAAACAUACACAGUACCGGGGGAUUGUAGUGGUUCUUAUUAGAGGGUAAAAUUUCUUAUCGUCAUGCAAAGUAUCACAGGGCUCUCUACUGUGCCCCAUUAUUUUUUUUACCUUGACUCGGUUGCAUUUUCCAAAGGCCAAUCGAAAGUGUGUCAUCGCAGAGCCGAGGGUAAUUUUCCCAAAAGUCAAAUUACAGGCACUAGAGGCGUUAUUUAUGGUUUGGCUAGUGGUUGUUUUGGUUUCAUCUCACACUAAAGAGUCUGGGCCGUGCCGUGUAUUGUAGCGAAAAUGCAAUAAAACUCUCACAUGUCUUCUA
This is a messenger RNA of Doryrhamphus excisus (bluestripe pipefish), 4954 nucleotides long. It is a transcript of the gene nek7, whose product is annotated as NIMA-related kinase 7. Gene Ontology annotation, cellular component: nucleus. The record is from RefSeq and is a predicted model, not a curated record. NCBI's taxonomy places the organism in Eukaryota, Metazoa, Chordata, Actinopteri, Syngnathiformes, Syngnathidae. Gene Ontology annotation, molecular function: ATP binding; protein serine/threonine kinase activity. Gene Ontology annotation, biological process: peptidyl-serine phosphorylation.